AUGGGAGCUCGUUAUAACCCGGCUCUAGGCUAUAACCCGGCUCUAGGCUAUAACCUGGCUCUAGGCUAUAACCCGGCUCUAGGCUAUAACCCGGCUCUAUGCUAUAACCCGGCUCUAGGCUAUAACCCGGCUCUAGGCUAUAACCUGGCUCUAGGCUAUAACCCGGCUCUAGGCUAUAACCCGGCUCUAGGCUAUAACCCGGCUCUAGGCUAUAACCCGGCUCUAGGCUAUAACCCGGCUCUAGGCUAUAACCCGGCUCUAGGCUAUAACCCGGCUCUAGGCUAUAACCCGGCUCUAGGCUAUAACCCGGCUCUAUGCUAUAACCCGGCUCUAGGCUAUAACCCGGCUCUAUGCUAUAACCCGGCUCUAGGCUAUAACCCGGCUCUAGGCUUUAACCCGGCUCUAGGCUUUAACCCGGCUCUAGGCUAUAACCCGGCUAUAGGCUAUAACCCGGCUCUAGGCUAUAACCCGGCUCUAGGCUAUAACCCGGCUAUAGGCUAUAACCCGGCUCUAGGCUAUAACCCGGCUCUAGGCUAUAAUCUGGCUCUAGGCUAUAACCCGGCUCUAGGCUAUAACCCGGCUCUAGGCUACAACCCGGCUCUAGCCUAUAACCCGGCUCUAGGCUAUAACCCGGCUCUAGUCUAUAACCCGGCUCUAGGCUAUAACCCGGCUCUAGGCUACAACCCGGCUCUAGGCUAUAACCCGGCUAUAGGCUAUAACACGGCUCUAUGCUAUAACCCGGCUCUAUGCUAUAACCCGGCUCUAGGCUACAACCCGGCUCUAGGCUAUAACCCGGCUCUAGGCUAUAACCCGGCUCUAGGCUAUAACCCGGCUCUAGGCUACAACCCGGCUCUAGGCUAUAACCCGGCUAUAGGCUAUAACCCGGCUCUAGGCUAUAACCCGGCUCUAGGCUAUAACCCGGCUCUAGGCUAUAACCCGGCACUAGGCUAUAACCCGGCUCUAGGCUUCGGCUCUAGGCUUUAA
This is a messenger RNA of Knipowitschia caucasica, 984 nucleotides long. The record is from the annotation of a GenBank genome assembly. Lineage: Eukaryota; Metazoa; Chordata; Actinopteri; Gobiiformes; Gobiidae.